Oreochromis niloticus (Nile tilapia) is the source of this 2234-nucleotide messenger RNA. It is a transcript of the gene dipk1b, whose product is annotated as divergent protein kinase domain 1B. The record is from RefSeq and is a predicted model, not a curated record. Lineage: Eukaryota; Metazoa; Chordata; Actinopteri; Cichliformes; Cichlidae. Bases 611 to 1912 code for a protein of 433 amino acids. The transcript is spliced from 5 exons.
GUAGUUACUUGGUAUCGGCUCAUACCAAAACAAAAUGCAGUAUCGACAGCACUAUCCCUGCUCGGGGCCUUCCUUGAAUUUGUCAGCCGUGCGUUGGAAGGAAGGAGGCGCGCUAAGAUUUCUCGUCGGCGGAUAAAAUCCCGUCAGCUCUGACGUCUCUCCCUUUAAGAUGCGCAGCAGCGAGUCGCUGGGAAACGGAGGCUGUGCGCUCGUCGGGUCCCAGCAGCGCUUAUUUCUUUGUCACAAUGAUGCCUUCUUUGAUCUGAUGGGACGGUGAACGGGCCGCUGGUCUAAUAUUCGGAAAUAUCGGGGAUCAAAGCUGAGGAUCUCUCUGAUUCCGGGCUGUGGCGGUCGUUCUGUGGUCCCGAUGGAGCUGAAAUAUCGCUCAGCUUCAAGGACACACUCUUCAUCAUAUUUUUUUGAGCGGCUGAAUGAUUUCUAUUGAAAACCCGGAUUGAGACACAAGCUCUGGUCAAGGCAAGCAAAAAGAAGAAAACGACUCGUUGUAAUAACCAGUAAAUAUGCGACGCGUGUCGUGGUUUGCUGCGAGAAUGUGAUCAGACGGGAAUAUCUGGUUUCUCGCUCUACUGCCUCCUAAAAAGAGUCGCUCAUGAUGCCCAGGGCUUUGCGGAGACUGGUCCAUUUGAUGCUGUUCUGCCCUUUAUCCAAAGGCCUGCAGAGUCGCCUUCCAGCUAUUAAAGUGAAGUACCUUCUGUUGGCAUGGCUGGGCAUCCUCGUCAUCAGCUGGAUCGUCUACAUGCAGUAUGCCUCCUACUCUGAGCUGUGCCGUGGGCAUGUUUGCCACAUGGUCAUCUGUGAUCAUUAUAGAAGAGGCAUAAUAUCAGGUUCAUCCUGCAAGGCGCUAUGUGACCAGAGAACGCUAACUCUGCAGCGCUGCAUGUCCACCUCCUCCACACAUCAGGUGUACAAUGGACUGUGGAAGGAGAAGCCUGUGGUAAUUAAAUGUGGCGUUGAAGAUCCGGUGAAAACUGACGGAGCGCCCGACUCCAUGCUGCGACAGGAGAUGAGCCUGUUUGACAAACCCACACGUGGAACCUCGAUGGAUGAAUUUAAAGAGAUGCUGCACAGUUUCCUUAAGGUUAACCUCGGUGAACAGUCAUCUUUGAGCACCUUGGUGGACAGGGUCAUCACACUUGCUGAUGUUAACCAAGAUGGCAAAGUGUCACUAGCAGAGGCCAAGUCCAUCUGGGCUCUUCUCCAGAUCAAUGAGUUCCUCCUGAUGGUGGCGCUGCAGGAAAAGGAGCACACCCCUAAACUGCUGGGCUUCUGUGGAGAUUUGUAUGUGACGGAGCGCGUAAGCCACAACUCACUCUACAGGCUCGAGGUGCCAAAUUCCCUGCAGUCUCUCAUCCCAGAGGCCUUGAGCUCCAGCCUGAACCACUGGCUCGCGCCAGCUUGGCCCCGCCGAGCUCGCAUCACCAUUGGCCUGCUGGAAUUUGUGGAAGAGGUCUUCCACGGCUCCUACGGGAGCUUCCUAAUAUGUGACGCCAAUCCUUACCACGUUGGCUACAAUUCAAAGUACGACUGCAAGAUGGCCAAUCUUCGCAGCGUGGCAUCAGAAGCUGUUGUGCGGGGAUUUUUGAAGGGACGCCGAUGUGAGACGAAUGGAGACUGCACGUAUGGGCGGGACUGCACGGCCACCUGCGAUCGGCUGGUGAAGCAGUGUAACACCGAGGUUGUGCAGCCUAAUCUCGCUAAAGUGUGCGUGCUGCUGCAGGACUAUCUGCUUUUCGGAGCACCUUCAGACCUGCGUGGGGAUCUGGAAAAACAGCUGCGCACCUGUGUGACACUCAGCGGUUUGGCAAGCCAAAUGGAGGUUCACCACUCACUAGUGCUCAACAACCUGAAGACGUUACUGUGGAAGAAGAUUUCAAACACUCAGUACUCCUGAAAAACGGAUGCUCUAGUAUAAAUGAAUUGUUACAUGAAGACGGGUGGUUUUUGGUUAUGACGCUUGCAGUAAAUGUUUUAGAGGGUCGUGUUUAAUCAUGUAUUUUCACUCUACACUGACUGUGAAUAACAGGAAACUGUGAACUACUGAAUAUACAAUGUGAAGCAGGCUUUAUUCCUACUAUAAUCCCCAUCAUGCUUUUGUGUUCCAAUGGGUCUGUUUGCACAUAAUAUUCUCAGGACACUGCCUGUAACGUUGUUUCUAAAAUUCUGGAUGUAAAUAAGACGUUUUUAAAAUAAAUGAAGCAACAUGUUGGAUUAUU